Thyridium curvatum is the source of this 1740-nucleotide messenger RNA. RefSeq lists its product as uncharacterized. The transcript is spliced from 2 exons. The coding region runs from base 1 to 1740 and encodes 579 amino acids. Gene Ontology annotation, biological process: translesion synthesis. Lineage: Eukaryota; Fungi; Ascomycota; Sordariomycetes; Thyridiales; Thyridiaceae. The record is from RefSeq and is a predicted model, not a curated record. Gene Ontology annotation, molecular function: DNA-directed DNA polymerase activity; damaged DNA binding.
AUGGAGCGGCCGAGGAUAUCACAGCCGCGGCGCCACGAUGACAGGGUCAUACUUCACUUUGAUUACGACUGCUUUUAUGCGCAGGUAGCGGAGAACCGCAAACCGGCACUCAAGUCUUUACCUCUGGGCAUAAGGCAGAAGGGGAUCCUAGCCACAUGCAACUACGAGGCGCGCCGGCGAGGCGUCAAGAAACUCAUGGUCAUCCACGAGGCUCGCAAAAUCUGUCCGGAGCUCGUGCUUGUUGAAGGCGAGGAUCUGGCGCCUUUCCGUGACGUAUCAAAGCACCUGUACACCUUGCUGCGGUCGUAUAGUUGGAGCGCCAAGGUGGAGAGACUGGGGCUGGAUGAGGUCUACUUCGACGCAACUGACAUGGUGACUUACAACUUGGAGCUGCUGAAUCACAACACUUUAACGCAGUCUUUCUUCUACCUGUCAAGGGAUGAUCCCGAGAAGGGGUUCGACUUUGAUGCUUCUCGGGUCAUGGGCCGCACUGUGGGCUCACCUCCAAAGGUUGUGGCAGGCUAUGAGAGCCCCGUUUACAUGAGACUGCUCCUCGCUUCACACCUAGCGCGCUUCCUUCGCAUGAAGGUUGAGGACGAAGGGUAUACGUCCGCAUGUGGGAUCUCCACCAACAAGGUACUGAGCAAGAUGGCUGGCUCGCAGAACAAGCCGCGGAACCAGACCACUCUAUUGACCUUGCAUGAUCCCGAUGUCCUCUCCUUCGUGGAUCAGCAUCGCUUGCGCCAGAUUCCUGGUAUAGGCUCCAAAACAAGCCGCGUCCUCGAGGCUCAUAUCCUCGGGCACGAGGUCAGCCAGGAUGCCCACUCGCUGGACUGCGCCGUCACGGCGGGCCAAGUUCGCACCCACGCAGAUACUACUCCCGGCACCCUAGAGCGUCUGCUAGGGGGACCUGGCGCGGAGAAGGGCCUAGGCGAGAAAGUAUGGUGUUUGCUGCAUGGCGUCGACGAUACCCUCGUGAAGCCUGCCAGCGAUAUACCCACGCAAAUCAGCAUUGAGGACACCUACCAGGGCCUCAACGAACCCGGCGAGAUCCUAAGGGAGCUGCGAAAGCUGUCUCAUUCGCUCCUACGGCGCAUGCACGUCGACCUGGUCGUCGAUAACAUCGAGUCUCCAGGCCAAAGAUGGGUUGCCCGCCCCAAGACGCUCCGCCUGACAACACGACCCAAGACGUCAAUGGCCGAGGGCAGACCGUACAACUUUCAGCGCUGCAGUCGAAGUCAGGCCCUUCCCAAUUUUGCCUUCAGUCUUGUCUUGGAGAGGGGGGAGAUUGUCGACAAACUGGUCGAUGAAUGUCUGCUGCCCAUGUUCCGCAGGCUUAAUCCGGGCCAAGACAAGGGAUGGAACACGGGCUUACUCAACAUCUGCGUCGCCAACAUGGUAUUCACCGGCAGCGACGAUGCGACAGGCAGCGGGCGGGACAUAUCCGUCAUGUUUCGCCGACAGGAAGAAACGCUGAAACAAUUCACAGCCUACGACGACAGUCCCCGGCCGGUGCAAGGACAGGAUGGGGAUGGUCAAGAUGAUGGCAGGGAUGCUCAAGAGAGCCGAGCGCUCGAGUCACAAGAACAGGAAGUCGCCUGGGACGACAGCAACCAGUCUGAUCUGGAAGAUGACGGCUGGUGUGGCUGGGACGGCGCCGAGCUCUGCCCCCAGUGCGGUCGAUUGCUCCCGACAUUUGCCAUAAGCGCGCAUCAGCGCUUCCAUAUCUUGGGUGCUUGA